Cryptomeria japonica (Japanese cedar) is the source of this 1583-nucleotide messenger RNA. RefSeq names its product serine/threonine-protein kinase UCN. Gene Ontology annotation, biological process: protein phosphorylation. The record is from RefSeq and is a predicted model, not a curated record. The transcript is spliced from 2 exons. Gene Ontology annotation, cellular component: plasma membrane; cytoplasm; nucleus. NCBI's taxonomy places the organism in Eukaryota, Viridiplantae, Streptophyta, Pinopsida, Cupressales, Cupressaceae. Bases 340 to 1428 code for a protein of 362 amino acids. Gene Ontology annotation, molecular function: ATP binding; protein serine/threonine kinase activity.
UGUUGAUGAUGCCGCAGCCCACAAAUAAAACACAGCUCUCUGUUAACUUGUGUGGCUUCAAAGUUUUGAAUCGUACUGGAGAGACGUCACGGACCAUGUGGGCCAAGAAACUUUUCUCUUCUUCGUAUCUUCGUACAGAUUUCACAGUGAAAUAUACCCAUUACUACUCUAAGCAGCUACAGCAAUGGGGCACGUUAUAAUGUCUGGCUAGCAGAAGAAAAAAAUUCACACUCCAAUGAUAUGAUUUGUAUGUUUAUAUGAGGUGGGUAUUUCUUGGCCUUCAAGAUUUUGCUUUUUUCUGUUUGCGUCGACUGGUUAUCGUGAAAAGGGGAAAGAGGAAUGGAGAAUUCGGGAGUUGUGGUAGAAGCAGAUCAGAAAGACAAGGAUCCGUCUCAGGAAUUGAGUUUGGUUAGGGAACUGGGUCAGGGACAUCUGAGUAGAGUCUUUUUGGCCUUGCAUCGCAUGAGUAAAGAGCUCUAUGCUGUGAAGGUCGUGCGUAAACCCAGUCUCUUUCAAAGAGUGGGUGCCUUUAAAUUGGCGUUAAGGGAGAAGGAUAUCCUCUCCAGUUUAGAUCACCCAUUUCUUCCUUCUCUUUUUACCCACUUUGAAUCUGAUAAUUAUAUCUUUCUCGCUACCAAAUAUUGUUCUGGAGGAGAUAUGAGCAUGCUGCGUCUUAGACAGCCCAAUCAAACAUUUUCUGUAUCCGCCACAAGAUUCUAUGCUGCGGAAGUGGUUCUUGCGCUGGAGUAUCUUCAUAAGAAGGGGAUCGUGUACAGAGAUCUAAAGCCAAAAAAUAUACUCGUUCAAGAUAGCGGUCAUAUUAUCCUUACUGAUUUCGAUCUUUCCCUCCGCCUCUCUUCCAUUCAGCAGAAAGAAACUGAGAAGCUGCUUUCUAAUUCCAGGCCCAGGAUUGGCGAGUGUUCCAAAGAUUCCGACGGGUGUAGCUCCCAACGGUCACAUUCACUGGUGGGAACGAAGGAAUAUAUGGCGCCGGAGAUCCUGUGGAACACUGGACACGCUUUUCCGGUAGACUGGUGGUCGCUGGGAAUUGUCCUGUACGAGAUGGUAUACGGUCGGACUCCCUUCUGCGGGGCUAACAGAAAGGAAACUUUUUAUAACAUUCUCUGUAAAGAUCCAUUCUUUACGGGACCCUUUUCCACACUGCAAGAUUUGAUAGAGAAACUUCUGGUGAAGGAGCCCUCCAGAAGAUUGGGGACUGCCAGAGGGGCUGAAGAGGUGAAAACACAUCACUUCUUCCACGGCCUUCGAUGGGAGGAAUUGGAAUUUGUGUCCAGGCCUCCAUUAAUUCCCUCUAAUUUUUCUUCUGAUCAGUGUUCUGUUUCUUCACAGCAGCGUGGCUUGAUUCCAAAUGAGAAUUUCAGUGCCAAUUCUUGCAACCCACAAGAUUCUAUUUUUCAACAUUUUUAAUUCUUCUCCGUUCUCAAAUGUCCGUCAAAGAUAGGCUGCCAUUACAAACUGGUCUGUCCCACCGUACCAGAUAUGGUACCUUGUUGGAAGUAAGGCUCAAAUAACUCCAACUCUCUCUUUAAUGAAUAUACACCUAUCUACUUGCUGGUUGGUUG